This is a messenger RNA of Aspergillus bombycis, 516 nucleotides long. RefSeq names its product GNAT family N-acetyltransferase. The transcript has a single exon. The record is from RefSeq and is a predicted model, not a curated record. The coding region runs from base 1 to 516 and encodes 171 amino acids. Lineage: Eukaryota; Fungi; Ascomycota; Eurotiomycetes; Eurotiales; Aspergillaceae. Gene Ontology annotation, molecular function: N-acetyltransferase activity.
AUGGGAUCAGUGACGGAUACUGUGGCCAGUCCAUAUGUACUGCGACAACACCGCUCCGGCGACUUGGGAUGGAUAGUUCAUCGGCAUGGUGUCUUGUACAAUCAUGAAUACGGGUGGACUGAGCGUUUUGAGGGUCUCGUGGCACAGGUGAUCUCGGACUUUACUGAGCAUUAUGAUCCAACAUCAGAACGCUGCUGGAUUGCCGAACGGGAUGGAUCAUUCAUCGGUUGUGUAAUGUUGGUGAAGGACAGGGACUCGGAUCUCAAUGGCGCAAAACUGCGUCUUCUUCUGGUCGAACCGAGCGCACGAGGGCUGGGACUUGGGCGGGCCUUGAUUCAGCAAUGCACGAGUUUUGCUCGCGAGGUGGGAUUCUCGCGAAUACGGUUGUGGACCAACCGUGGCUUAACAUCGGCGCGACGCCUUUACGAAAAGGAGGGAUAUAAGCUUAUUAAGUCCGAAGAAGAGGAGACACUCGGCAUGAAGUCGGUUGGAGAAUACUGGGAAAUGAUACUGUAG